This is a messenger RNA of Daucus carota subsp. sativus, 1761 nucleotides long. RefSeq lists its product as uncharacterized. The record is from RefSeq and is a predicted model, not a curated record. The transcript has 10 exons. Bases 229 to 1581 code for a protein of 450 amino acids. NCBI's taxonomy places the organism in Eukaryota, Viridiplantae, Streptophyta, Magnoliopsida, Apiales, Apiaceae.
UUCUGUACAUUCUUAUUUUUUUAAAAAUUGAAGGAAUUCAAAUAGAUUUAAAAUAAAGAACAUGCCGUUUAAACAAGAUACUUUUAGAAUAAAAUAUGAAACUUAUUAACAGAGUUAGGACCAGUACAACAACUACAUCAAAAUAUUUAAUGUCCAACUACCAAACUAAUAUGCUAUAACACAGAGUCAGAACUCAACUUUCAUUGUUUCAAAAUUUCAUAGCAAAAAAUGGCUACAUCCAACUGUGAAACUCUAAGAAACGUAACUACUGGAAGAACCGACUGGAAGGUUAAGGUCCGGAUUAUCAGAAUAUGGAGAGGUUCUACCCUAACUGGAGUUCCUUUCAAAGGAUUCAAUCUACUGUUUCUAGAUUCAAAGAGCUGCAGGAUGCAUGCCUGGGUACCAGCAGCUUUAUCUGAUAAAAUGGAAAGACUGGUGGAGGAAGGCAAACUAUACCUGAUUAAAAAUUUCCAGGUUCAAAACUAUGAAGAAAAAGCUAAGUAUCGUGCCGUACAAAUGGAUAGGCAAAUUGUCUUCACUGCAGAUACAAAGUUGAAGGAAAUAGAAGAAACUGAUAUAUUCAUCCCAAAAAACAGUUUCGACUUAUAUGAAUAUGCAGACCUCAAAAAAGUUGCUGAUCAAGAUCUCUACCUUACAGAUGUGUUAGGUUUCAUUCAAAAGAUGGAGGGUCUAAGUAGAAAUGCAAGUAACAAAGUUAAGCUAAAGUUCAAGAUCACUGAUGGAAGAAAAACAAUAAAUGUUACUUUAUGGGAUGCAUUUGCUGAAGCUUUUGAAAAAGAUUAUAUGAAGGAGAAUCUGGAGCAACCUGUUAUUGUCAUAAUUGCAAGUGGUAGAGUCACAAAAUUUCGAGAUCAACUUGAUAUUUGCAACUACUCGCCUACCAAGAUCUACAUCAAUUAUGAACAUCACAGUGUUGCAAGACUCCGUAAGAUGCUGAAGGAUCCAAAUUUCAACAAAGUUCAAAUGCCAAAGAAGAAAAAACCAGCACAAGUUUGUACUAUAAGUGAAGUGCAAAAUGCAUCAGCUCAGUUUAUUCAGGAGGAAGUUAUUUGUAAGGCAACCAUCAUUUCUAUUGAAACUACAGAAAUUUGGAACCAACUCAUUUGCACUUCAUGUUAUAGAGAUACUCAGAUGGAAAACAACAAACAGCAUUGCAAAUACUGUAGCAGAAUUGUUCCACAUCCAUUGAAGAGGUUCCAUGUGACAGCUAUUGCUCAAGAUGAUACGGGAGAUCUUAAAAUCAUUUUGAAAGACAGAGAAAUACGUAAUUUGAUACACAAGUAUGUGGAGGAACUGGAAACUGAGGACAAUUCUUUCCCAAAAAAAAUCAAAGAUAUUGAAGGAAGUGGAUACACAAUCAAACUGUUGAUAACAUCAAGAAAUGUGGAGAAAAGGGAUUUGUCCUACAUUGCUACAGACAUAGUGACUGGGUACAACUACAUAGAUGAAAGCGUACAGCAGAAAGAUUCAUCUAUGCAGACUUCAACUUCUGCUGCAGAGCCAUCAGGAUCAUCAAUCCAGUUGGACGAAAUAUCUCAGCUCGACUACGCAACACAGUGAAAAGGAUAAGUGUGGAGAGUAGCUGAAGACGUUAAGGAGAUGCUCCUAUUUUACCCUGAACUUUAAUCACAUUUUACUUUUCGGGAUUAUGUAACUUAAGUACUAUUUGUUAACAAACAUUGUACUAAUCUGUGUGUAAUAUUUAAGACAAUGCAAUCUUUGCUAAAGCAAACUAGAAUC